This is a messenger RNA of Lagopus muta (rock ptarmigan), 3482 nucleotides long. RefSeq names its product testis expressed 12 (gene TEX12). The record is from RefSeq and is a predicted model, not a curated record. The transcript is spliced from 6 exons. The coding region runs from base 1 to 471 and encodes 156 amino acids. NCBI's taxonomy places the organism in Eukaryota, Metazoa, Chordata, Aves, Galliformes, Phasianidae.
AUGGUGCAAGGAACCAGAGCUGCUCGCGAGGGAACGGCUGAGAUGCUCUUCUUUCCCAUCCGAGCUCUUUCCAUCAACUAUCACAUCCAGAAUGUGAUAACUAUGACGAGCAGCGCGCAGAAACCUGAUGAAAGCAGAAGUAAACGCAGGAAAGAGCUGGAGGCCGAUGAUACAGAAAGCCCUCAGCUGUCCUCUGCUGACACAGCAGACCCAGCGCUUUCGGAUGGCCUGCAGUCCCUGUACAAACCUGAGCCCCUGGAAGAGCUGCUAAACGAGAUGAAUAAAGAAAUCAAGAACUUGUUGGCAAAGUAUGCCCACAUCUUAAGUGAGAGAGCAGCAAUGGAUGCUUCUUACGUGCAAGAGCUUGAUGGAAUCUUGAAGGAAGCGAGAACAAUAGAAAACCACUUAAAACAGAAAAAAGAGAGUCUGAAGCAGAGAUUCGCUAUGAUUGCAAAUACUCUGCAAAGCUAAAUGAAGUCUGUUACGUUGCAGAAAUGCUCAUUGUUGUAAUCAACUUCGAUACAUAAAGCUUAUAAACAAUGCUGGAUGUGAUGAAUGCUUCAUACGUAUUUCUGUACAUAUUUCUAGCAGUUCAGGAAACAUUUGUCACCUUUAGCUUCUUAUCUGUUUUAAUAAGUAUAUGCACUAUAAGGAGUAGUGGUAGUUCAAAAGACGCAAAAUAUUUAUUUUGAAUCCCACAAUGACUUCAAGGGAUUCUACAGAUUAGAACAGCAUUUCCUAUUUGCCAAUCCACUGUUUAGACUGUUCCUAUGCUUCCAUCCCAAGAAAAUUAACUUUUGGUACCCAAAUCAUAGUAGAAUGUACCUUGAAUUUUACUUUCGUUGUUGUCUCCGAACAUAAUUGAACAUGACUGAAAAGAGAAGCUUAGAAAUAGGAGAGUUCUAUUAAGAGUACUACUUUGGAAAUGUAUAACAAGAGCUUAAGUCUUAAUGUAAAUAUGUAUUUUGAUAUAUCUCCAGCUUUUCAAAUGAAAUGAAGAGUGUUUUCAUAUAAAAGUGCAUUGUCAAAACUUUUCUGGUAGUGUCAAUAAAUAAAAGAUGAUGUUAUUACUAUCUAGAAUUCCAGUGAUCUUUUUUUAAAAUUAUUUUAUUAUUAUAUAUAUAUGUAUACAAAUCUAGUUUAUUUAAGGGUGAUUAUGGAGUUUUUUCAACAAUUUUUCUUUCCUGCCAUUUGACUGUUAAAAAAAAAGAUGAAACAUAAAAUAUGCAAAAUAUUAUUUGUACUAUAUGUGAAGGCAAUGUAGUAAAGAAAAUUGCGAGCUAGUCCUGCUGUUAUAACAUAAUAUACCUAUCCCUUCCUUCCCCAGUACUGUGCACUUGAAAUAUUUUCAGACUUAGUCCUCCUUUCACCCCUUUACCUAUUAAAGGCCACAGCUGAAUGUGCUACCUAUCACACUGCUACUCUGAAACUUGACAUCUGUGAUGAGAUUUUCCAAGGCACCUAAAGAUGCAGUUGCGUCCUCAGUAGGAUUUUCAAAGUGCCUACGCAUGUAAGCGCCUUAGAUGCUUAGGAAUUUUGAAAGAUCCCAUAAGAUGCCUAUCUGCAUCUUUAGUGUCUAAAGACUUAAAAUCUCACCACAAGUAUAUAUAAUCUUUUAACAACUUCUGGUAAUUUUUAAACCAAUCAUUCUGGUAAUUCUAUUUAAAUGGAAGAAUGUAGAAGAAAGGGGGGGAAAGUUUUGGAAGCUGAAUUUUCUAGAAUAUUGCACUGGAUGUGUAUAGAAUCAUUUAAGAAGUUGAAUAAAAGCAGAAUUUAAAACUGACUUCUAGGAAGUGUGUGAAAAGCUUCCUGCAGUUACUUGCAUGAAGAUCAAAGUAAAAAUAUGACUUUAAUUACUGCUCAGUAUCCAUCUAUUUUAUCAAAGCCAAAAGAGGAUUGCUGCAUCACACACCCUUUUUAGCUCAGUUGGAUUCAGAUCAUCCUUAGUUUGCAUGGCUCAUGAACUGAGUUACAAAGCUCUUGCUCUCCUUUCAAGUUUCAAUAUGAUGUGGAAAAGCUGCAUUGCAUUGCAUAGUGUAAGUUUCUUACCUUAGAGGAUCACCAGAAUACAGAUUCACAGUGAUACUGUUGCAGUAGUCUGCUCCAUUUAAAAACCCAAAUGCCAAUAAGAAAUGGCAGAACUGCUCUCUUAGAAGGAUGAAGCUGUGGAUGAAGUCGCACUGGCACCUAUCCCAUCACUAUCCGCUUUCCAGUUUUACUGAAGGAGGUUGAACUGAAAAUUAAUUGGCUUUAAAGCUGCCAAAUCUGAUCAGCAAAGCUCAGCUGGUAACUACAUUUUCUUUAAGCUUCUCCCCAUGUUGUUUAAGCUGCAUUGCCUUAGCAAAUUAGCAAGAAGGUCUAAGAUGACAGAUCAGUAACAGAAUAUAAAUGGAUUUUUCUAGAAAUCGAGGAAGCAUCUGAGGCAAAGUUCUGGCUCUCCUGAAGCUGCAGGGAUUUUCGUCUGUGACUCUUGCAUUUCUGAGCUUGCUGUGGGUGCCUUCAGAAUCCAGAAAUUGUAAGUGACAAAAAACUAACAUUCAGCUGUUCUCACUGCUCUGCUCUUAUCUAACAGCUGGAAAUGGAGAAUAGCAAAUAAUGCAGAGAUAGCUGAGGUGUUCAGGGAAGAUGCGUCUUCACCCGGAAAGGUUACUCAUGGUUUUUCUCUUUAAAUGAAAUUUCUGCUGUGCAUAGAUGCAGGGAAAAGGAAAAAAACAGAAGAAACGAGGUGGCGUGUAUCAUAGCUGUAUUUGGGGCUCAUGAAAUUCAGGCUAGAGCAUGUCAAAAUUCACCUUCGAUAAUCUUAGAACCUCUAGGUUUUUCUUUGAUCAAUCUUCGAAAAGUUGGUAAUGAAGGCAGCGCCUACAAACAAGGAUAAAGAAUUGAAGGUUGAUGAGUCUAUAUCUCAGCCUGUGGUGAUUCUCAACUAAAUUUCCUAACAACCACUUCAAAAGCAUCUGGGAAAAAAAGCAUUAGCAAAAAAAAAAUUUAGUCAGAGUUGCUAACUUAAUAUAUAUGUGACAACAGGGAUGGAAGAGGGUGUUAUAGCUUGGUGUAAGGUAACCAACACUUGUGCAUUCUGUUAUAUAUAAAUAGGAGCCAUAAGGAAAUAGGGGCUGCAGGGGAGAUUAGAAGUUAAUCAGAGGAAUCAUUCUCAUAUUUCCUGAAAGGUCAGCUUGGGUGGCGUUCUUCAGGGAUCUGCCUCAAGCCUGGUUUGUUCUGUAAUAUCCUGAAUGAUUUAGGAGAAUGACAUUGGAGAAUAGUUUUGUUUUCUUUUUUUUUUUAAGCAAGCUACACAGGGUCACAAUUCCUAUCAGUAAUGUAUGUUGAAAAUUCACUGUAAUCUCACUAAGAUAAUGAAUGGAUCUAAAAUAGAGAUAAAAUUCAAAGCAGAUGUGGGAAGCAUUACACUUAUCUAGGGGAAUCAAGUGUUCCUUACAAAGCAGAGGAAUGGCUGGAGCUGUUAUGAUGGCAUUGGGUAAGAG